AUGGAUAAUCAGUUAAAACUCGACAAAAAAACUCAAGCCGUCUUCACCCGUAAGGGCUAUAAAAUUGAAAAACAAUUGGGUCACGGAAACUAUGGCUACGUCUAUCGGGCCAUCGAUACUACUACCGGCGAAAAAGUGGCCGUCAAAGUGACCGACAUGGAAAAAGUCAACAAAGUUUAUGCCGAUAAAUUUUUGACCCGCGAAAUGGCCACAAUGAUCAAAGCCAAUCACGACAACAUUAUCAAAGUUUUUGAUAUUAUCAAAGCCAACAAAAAAAUAUUUAUAUUUAUGGAGUUUGCGGGUAAUGGCGAUCUGAUGCAGUAUAUGAAAAAAUACGGUAAAAUUGGACAAACAAAAGCAUGCUAUUGGUUCAAUCAGGUAGCCAAUGGACUGACCUAUUUGCACGAGGAACUGUACAUUGCGCACCGGGACAUCAAACUCGAUAAUAUACUGUUGAACAGUGAAAUGUCGGCCAAAAUCAGCGACUUUGGCUUUGCCCGUAAAGCCUACGAUCCGACUACUGGCGAAGUAAUGAAAGCGGAAACCAUUUGCGGCACACGUAUGUACUUUUGUCCGCAAUUGUUCCGCAAACAACCGUACGAUCCGUACAAAGCCGAUGUCUGGGCAAUGGGUGUCGUAUUGUUUUCAAUGAUCAACGAUAAGCUACCGUUUCAUGUGGACAACGAUAGUAAAACAAUUAGCGAAAUGAAAGAUAAGAAUUAUCUCGAAACCAGAUAUACCAUCGAUGGCUGCGAACAUCUGAAACAAUUGAUUAGAUCGAUGUUUGAGUUUGAAGAGACAGAUAGAUGUGAUAUCAAAACAGUUUUGGAUAAUAAAUGGAUUACAGAAAAAGCAAAAUGUUGUGAAAAUUAA
Oppia nitens is the source of this 873-nucleotide messenger RNA. RefSeq names its product testis-specific serine/threonine-protein kinase 4-like. Gene Ontology annotation, cellular component: cytoplasm; autophagosome. Gene Ontology annotation, molecular function: protein serine/threonine kinase activity; ATP binding. Lineage: Eukaryota; Metazoa; Arthropoda; Arachnida; Sarcoptiformes; Oppiidae. The transcript has a single exon. Gene Ontology annotation, biological process: protein autophosphorylation; autophagosome organization; autophagy. The record is from RefSeq and is a predicted model, not a curated record. Bases 1 to 873 code for a protein of 290 amino acids.